This is a messenger RNA of Stegastes partitus (bicolor damselfish), 1068 nucleotides long. RefSeq names its product phospholipase B-like 1. Gene Ontology annotation, molecular function: glycerophospholipase activity. Gene Ontology annotation, cellular component: extracellular region. The transcript has 7 exons. The coding region runs from base 1 to 1068 and encodes 355 amino acids. Gene Ontology annotation, biological process: phospholipid catabolic process. The record is from RefSeq and is a predicted model, not a curated record. NCBI's taxonomy places the organism in Eukaryota, Metazoa, Chordata, Actinopteri, Pomacentridae.
AUGGAGAAACAGAGCGUCAACCUGUGCGUACUGCUGAGCACCUUGGCUGUAGCAGUGCAAUCCGUGGAUGUGUUGAGGAGUGUCAAGGUGCAAACUUACCAGCCCCAAGAGGCCACCGUGCACUGGGAUGCUGCCCAGAAAAGUGUGAUCCUGAAGGAGGGGGUGAUGGAGACCGAGGGGGGAGCCUACGGUUACUUCAAUGACUCUCUGCUCCUCUCUGGAUGGGGCGUCCUGGAGAUCAGUGCAGGUUAUGGUGGAAUCGCACAGGAAGAUGAGACCACCUUCUUCCUGGCUGGUUAUCUGGAGGGUUUCCUCACUGCUGGACAGAUGUUCAGCCAUUACUCCAACAUGUACCCUCAGCUGAUAAAGGACGAGAAGGUUCUGAAUCCCUUGAAAAACUUUCUGAGCAAACAGGACCAGUGGGCCAGAGAGCAGGUCAGACUGAGGAGAAACAGCGACCCCUUGUGGAAACAUCUGGGACUGAUCCUGGCCCAGCUGGACGGACUCCACGCCGGAGCUGCACAGUGGGCCAAAAGCAAACACAGAGAGCCUCUGUCAGCAUUCUCUGUCCAGCUCCUCAAUGGUGUCGGUGACCUCCUGGACCUGGUCCCGGCUCUGACACCUCGCUCCAACUCCUCUGCGGGGGCCGGCGCCUUCAGGAUGCCAGGAAUGGGCCACUGCACCGCUCUCAUAAAGGUGCUGCCAGGCUUUGAGAACCUGCUGCUGGGCCACUCUAGCUGGUAUACUUACGCAGCCACCAUGCGUAUCUACAAACACUGGGACUUCAGGGUGUCUGAUGCUCACGCCGCCACCGGAAAGAUGUCGUUUAGCAGCUACCCCGGUUUCCUCAUGUCUCUGGAUGACUUCUACCUUCUUGGGAGCGGCCUGCUGAUGACUCAGACCUCCAUCGGUGUCUUCAAUUCCUCCCUGUUCGCUCAGCUCAGCCCUCACAGCCUGCUGGCCUGGCAGAGAGUCCGCCUGGCCAACAGUCUGGCACACAGCGGAGAGGAGUGGGCUCAGGUUUUCUCCAAAUACAACUCAGGUGGGAUCCCUCAUGAUCUCAGUUAG